AUGUCGAGUGUUUACGUUUUCUUUGGCUCCAUAAAAUCUAAAUCACUUCCACAAACUCAGAUCAGGACAGAUCAAUCGAUAUUCAUUGAUAAAGUAAAGAUAUUACAAGAGAAACUGUUGGUUGCACCAACAACAGCAACAGGUGCUACAGGUUCAUCUUCAUCAUCGACAACAACAACAACAACAACACAAAAUCAAAUAUUGGCAAAGACAGAGUCAUUAGCUUCUAUUAUGAGACAAUCUUCUGCAGCAUCUGGAAAUAACAACAACAAUAACAAUAACAUCCAUAACAGUAGCAACACAAUUAGUAACUCUUCCUCAUCUAAUCUAUCGGCAACACUUAGUAGCUAUCCAUCUAUAUCACAGUCACACAACGAUCGAGGUGGUCACCUAACAAAGUUCAAAACAGGUCUCUUUAGAAAGCGUGAUCCACAACUCGCUAAAUAUCAUCAACAUCAUCAAAGUCAACCUCAGUUACAACACCUAGUAAAUAACCAACAACAACAAGCAGUACAACAACAGCAACAACAACCACAACAAGUAGGUCAGCAACAACCUAUUGCCAUUAAUAAUGAUAAUAACAAUAACAACAAUAGUAAUAGUAGUAGUAGUGUAACAGGAACAUCACCAUCUUCAUUCGGAUCGUUAUCACAACACAGAAUGAGUGUUCCAUCUUCUUUAUCUUCUACUACUUCUUCAUCGUCAACAAUAACAACAGCAACAGCAACUACAAUCAACAACAAUAGUAAUAGUAAUAGUAACAAUCAUCAUACGAGUCAAACUAUUAACCCAAAGAUGAUGUCUAUGAUCGGUAGUUCUGCUAGUUCAUCGUAUGAAGGUGAACCGAUUGCAUUGAUACAGUCUAACGAGAGAGAGAGAGAAAGAGAAAGAGAUAGAAAGACAUUGAAAUCAUCUAGCAGCACAUCAAGACAAUCACUAAAGAAUAGCAGUAGCUCGGCAUCGUUACCUAAAUACCAAUCAGCUAUAGAACUAUCAAUGUCACCACCAGGAUCCAAUAUACAUCAACAUCAUUAUCAACAAAGAAUAAUAAAUAACAACAAUAAUAGUAAUAAUAGUAAUAAUAAUAGUGGUGUAAUGUCACCACCAAUUCAACAACAUUAUAUUACAACACCAAAUACACCUUUACAACAACAUCAAUAUAAUAAUAACAGUAACAAUGGUAAUAGCUCAAUGACAUUGUCAAGUAAUGUUGUAUCACCAAUUGGUUCACCACCAUUAAUAAAUAACAGUAAUAAUAGUAACAGUAAUAAUAAUACUACAGGAUCAUUGAAAUAUCAUCAAGCAACUUCACUAUUUAGAUUGAUAACAGAGUUGAUUAAUACAGACUUUCCGAUGUGUAUGGAGUGUGCAAAGUUGACUACGGGCGAGUUGGAGCUGGAGACUAAGGAGAUUGUCGACGAGAUUGAAGCCUAUCAGUCAGUUCAAACUGAUACCGAAUGGCUCGACUUCGAAAAUCGAGGAUAUCGUGAACAAAGCGGUCUACGAGCUCUAUGGUUCCAGCGAUAUUUCGUUGGGUCGGCUGUUUUGGUACGGUCGAUUCGACAAUGGAAUGGUGUCGUUCCUGCAGUGUCUGAAGGAACUGACCGACCAUGUGAAGACCGUUCACGAUCCCGACUUUGA
Molecule: messenger RNA, 1641 nt
Organism: Heterostelium album PN500
Lineage: Eukaryota; Evosea; Eumycetozoa; Acytosteliales; Acytosteliaceae
Exons: 5
Coding region: 1-1641 (546 amino acids)
Source: RefSeq, a predicted model, not a curated record